Messenger RNA from Baudoinia panamericana UAMH 10762, 1518 nucleotides. RefSeq lists its product as uncharacterized. Gene Ontology annotation, biological process: secondary metabolite biosynthetic process. Bases 151 to 1455 code for a protein of 434 amino acids. Gene Ontology annotation, molecular function: FAD binding. Lineage: Eukaryota; Fungi; Ascomycota; Dothideomycetes; Mycosphaerellales; Teratosphaeriaceae. The transcript is spliced from 2 exons. The record is from RefSeq and is a predicted model, not a curated record.
GCUUGUCCCACGCUUACUCUAACGGUGAAGGCACAUAUUCACCGCGUAGUGUUAUUCUUCCAUCGCCGAAACGGUAAGUCUGCAUUUCAGUAUCUGACCAACCUUUAGUAGUUAAAGUAGUACCUGUUUUGUUGUUUUCGUACCCUAGCAAUGGCGGAAAAUGCAAAGAAGAUCAAUAUAGCCAUCUGCGGCGGCGGUAUCGCAGGCCUAGCACUCGCCGCCGGCUUGAAGAAGAAAGAUAACAUCGACUUCCAUGUCUACGAGUCUGUGCCAGAGUACAAAGAUGUCGGCGCCGGGUUGGCGCUGCACAUGAACGCCAUUAAAGCCAUGACGCUCAUCGGGCCCGAAGUGCGGCAGGUCUACUUCGACAAGGCGCUGGACUUGGGUGAGGAAGACCAAGUGAUGUCGACCGAAGUCAUCCUCGCACAGGGACCUAACCAAGGCGAGCUGGUGGCCGAGCUGGGCAAGGCGAAGGGACGGAAGACCGUGAGCCGCGCAGACCUGCUGGAUGGGUUAAUGGAGCUUGUGCCGAAGGAGAAGGUUACCUUUGGGAAGAGGCUAGACAGCAUCGAGGAAAACGAUGAAGGUGUGCGGAUACGCUUCAAAGACGGCAGUGACGCGAGAGCGGACUGCCUCAUAGGCGCAGACGGCAUCCACUCUGUAACGAGAAGCUACAUUCUAGGCCCCGACCACCCAGCAACCGAACCAAAGAACCACGACGGCUGGCAAAUCUACCGCACAAUGGUAUCAUCCGAGUACGCGCGACAGCACAUCAAUCCAAAAUGGACGCAAACCGUACCCAUCCUACUGGGUCCACGGGGGCAUAUCAACUGCAUACCCCUCAACAAAGGCACACGUUUAUCCGCGGGCGUAGCAGUACGGGGCGCCAAAUUCGAAACCUCCGGCAAAGCGCCCGAUCUCGAUCCAGCGCUGUACAGCGAUUACAGCGACGACGCACAACGCAUUGUCAAGAUGGUCGCGCGGGACACCAGCGCGUCCUGGACCGCCGCAGACCACGACCACGCGCCUACAUACUUCAAAGGCAAGGUCGCCAUGAUGGGCGAUGCGGCACACGCGAGUAUGCCGUUCGCCGGCAACGGUGCCGCACAGGCGCUCGAAGACGCGGCGGUCUUGGAUUACCUUUUCUCGAAAGUCACAGACACGGCUCAGAUUGAAGCGGCAUUUUCGGCGUACGAUACGACGCGAAGACCACGGUCGCAGGAAGUGGUGGAUUUGGCGCGGAAGUUUGGGAGGGUGUAUGCGUAUGCGGAGGAUGGGAUGCACAAUGAUCCCACGAAGAUGAAGCAGUUUUUUGCGGGUGCGGCGGCGUUCACGAAUAAUGCCGAUUUGCAGAAGCAGAAUGAUGAUGCCAUGGGGCUGUUCGAAAGUGCGGUUAAGGGGGGCGCAGAUGGGGUGGAGGUGAAGGAGGCUGAUCCUAUUGAGGUCGUUGCAUGACCAAGUGCUACAUCCGAGCGAUCAGAGAUCUACCUAGAGAUGUUCUAACUUGCCUGAGCAUGA